Anthostomella pinea is the source of this 1428-nucleotide messenger RNA. The record is from the annotation of a GenBank genome assembly. Lineage: Eukaryota; Fungi; Ascomycota; Sordariomycetes; Xylariales; Xylariaceae.
AUGGAUGUUUCACACGCUUUGGAAGCUCUCCGCCGGGCUCUUCUAAACGCCAAGUUCGCACUGCGAGGAACCCAAGAGUACAGCUCUCUCAACAGCAGCACGUACCAGUCGGGUCUCAACAUUGACAUCUCACCUGCCUGCCUCUUCCAGCCCCAAACUGAAGAGGAGGUUGCGAAUUUCUUGAACACCAUUCGGCCGUUUGUUAUUGCUGGCGGGGCUGCCUUUGCCAUUGCUGGAGGUGGCCGCCAGCCUGCGCCCGAUUGCUCCAAUAUCAACGACGGCAUCACCGUCAAUCUGUCGCUCUUGAAGUGCAUUGACGUCCAAGUGGGCCGUGUCUCUAUCGCGGCUGGGGAGCUUUGGAGCUCGGUGUACGAUAAACUCGGCGAGCAGGGGCUCGGAUGUGCCGGGUCACGAUUGGUUCUGAACUACGAGAUCGUGCUAGCGUCAGGAGACAUUGUCAAUGCCAAUGCCAACGACAACACAGAUCUUUGGGUCGCUUUACGGGAUGGUGGCAAUAAUUUUGGCGUUGUCACUCGCUUCGACAUGCGGACGUUCAAGCAGGGUCAGAUGUACGGCGGUAGCAUAUACUACACCGGAGCCACUUUCCCCAGCCAGGCCGAAUUGCUAGUCAGUAAGCUCCAAAAGCCCAACGCGACCGACAAAACACACUUAAUGGUGAGCCUUGGAUACACUGCCGCCUUUGGCCCUGAUCCUGUGGGUCUCAAUCAGCUGUACUACAAGGAUGAAGUCGAAACGCCGUCGGUCCUCGAGCCCUUCACUCCAUUCCAAGCGCAAAUCCCUGGUCUCAACACCUUACGUUUGCAUACCCUGGCAGAGGCGUCCAGAGAGCAGGCAGGAGAGGUUUCGACACUCCAAAGAUCAGCUUACAUGAAUACUCAUGUGCGAGCCAAUAUUGCCUGUCUGCUAGCCGGAGCAAAGAUCUGGCAGGCGGCUCUUGAGCCUAUCAAAUCCUGUGAGGGGCUUAUCUGCUCCUAUACUUUGCAGCCGUAUCCGCUGUCCCUCUUGGCGGCCUCGGACACCAAGGGAGGGAACUCUCUCGGCUUGGACGCAGCCCAUGGUCCAGUUGUCUCGAUAGCCCUUUUGGGCUACUGGAACAACGCAGGCGACGAUGACAGAAUCCUCAACGCAUUCAAGGGCGCAUUGGAAAAGAUCGACCAGGAGGCCAAGACGAGCGGUCAGGCGCUUGACUUCAAGUUCAUGAACUAUUCCUUCACUUUCCAGGAUCCUAUUGGUUCAUAUGGGUCCGAGAACAAGAUGAGGCUACAGGAUGUGAGCAGAAAGUUCGAUCCGGAGGAUGUUUUCCAAAAGGGUGUUCCAGGGGUGGAAGUUGUUCGCUUGAUCAACGUCGCGAAAUGUCAGAUAAAUACUAGACCGCUUAGUACGUUAUAUUGCCCAUGUAGCCCGUAG